UAGUUUCUUUCGAGCAUUCAAACAGUGAACAUCAGCAGUACACAAACAAAAUUCAAAAUUCAAUAUAAUUCCAAUGCACGGCCAAUAAUUCUUUUUCUAGAGCACAAACAGUAAAUCUCUAAAAAAAUCAAAUCAAAAUUCAUAAACUUACAAAAUUUCAAUAUCUUUAAAUUUUCCCGUUUACCAUUACCAUUUAUCAACAUCAGGACGAUAUCCUCUUCGUUAAUAUUUCCCGGUCGGUUAUUCAAUAAAAGCAGUCAAUCUACUCUUCAAUCAUGAAACGUGUCAGUGCAUUGUUCCGUCCUGCUGUGAAGUCGUCCAUGAGCUCAGUUAGCCUCUUUUCGGAGGAUGUCUGUGUCGCCCCGGUGCUCAAAAUUCGGCGCAGUGUAAGCCACAGCGUCAUCCAUAGCGUCAACUACUUUGACAAGGAGACCAAUCGUAAUACUCGGAAGAAUCGCUUGACUGGAAGCGACUCAGGGCUCUUCCGGGGCAGGAACAUAAGUGACGCUAACAAGUCCCGUGACGCUGCCCGCGGAACGCCACACACAGAAAUGACGACUGCAACAGAUGAGCAGAAGACAACGGACUACCGAGAAUACGCCCGCUACCGCAACUCGAUCCGUGAGGAGAACAUGUGGCGCGAACCAAGCCACCCAGAGACCAACUGGUUGAAGCCCCGCAGCUCUUCGGCCUACAAGCCGGAUUUUGCCAACACCGAGAACAAUAUCCUAAAGCGGAACUUUAUGCGCAGCCCGGACGAGAAGUCAAAGCAUAUGCUGAACCACGACCUAACCCAGGCCGUGCAGAAGCUGCGCUUUAUCCCUAGCCCUGCCCCAAUGUCGGCCACAGCCCAAGUGGUGCGCCAGGCUGCCGAGGCCUUCAAGUCGCUUCCCAAGGCCUUUGAGAACAAAACCCCCUCUGAAAAGGAAGAGUAGAGCCACAUAAAUUUUAAAAAACUAGGAAUAAUUAAAUCUUGAAUGCAUCUUGAAACAA
Molecule: messenger RNA, 993 nt
Organism: Drosophila miranda
Lineage: Eukaryota; Metazoa; Arthropoda; Insecta; Diptera; Drosophilidae
Exons: 2
Coding region: 276-935 (219 amino acids)
Source: RefSeq, a predicted model, not a curated record